CGGGACUCGUGACUUUAUCCUUGAAAUAAUCAUUCUUAAUAUCAUGUGUGCGUAACUGUUGAACGCGCGUUAGGAAGGUAGACAGUAACUUAUAUUUCUUCCGCAGAGGCUUUUAAGUAACCAAAUUACAUGAAUUCCGCGCGAGACUUGUAAACAGAUCUGGGCUGUGGGCCGCAGCUUUCUGUUCACGACAUGCUGACGGGCUGAAGUCUUAGCAAUGAUGAGAUUCGUUCAUAUUCUCCGCAAGAAAGCGCGGCUCCCAAUUACAGUUAUCCUGUGCUUGAUUUUUGGUGCUGUAACGUUCAAUAUUUUGCUGUCUACAUCCGUCAAUGGCCGAGUAAGCAGCGGAAAAGCUGAAGGUUCAUCAGAGCAAAUUCUUGCAUCGAGGCGGCAGCUAGAAGCAUACGACGUUGGACAAGCUAUUCCCGACGAGAAGAAAGUCGUAUUUUUAACAAGGAGAGACGAAUUCGAGUUGAAUAGCAAGGAGUUCAAUCAAGAUCCGGCUGUAAAAUUCCCUCCGAAAGAAGUGAACGAGGAGCAUUGGGGCGGUUCAGGCUCAAAGAGAGAAUUCCCUCGAAUUGUACAAGCGGUAGAAGUGAGAAAUCCAAGUCCGAACGUGGUCAUGGCUUCCCAUGCAGACAGAAGAGCACCCAUUCAUUGGGAAAACGUAGAUGAUGGAAGGGCGGAUAUGGGAGGUUUCCGGAAGUUCUCGAGAACUGUACCAGAAAGCCGAAUAGUGCAUUUCGACCUCAAGGGAGCUGCUCCGAAAGUGAAUUAUUUGAAAUCCAUCAUGAGCCUAGCGCGAAAACACGGUGCUACAGGAGUUCUGAUGGAGUGGGAGGACAUGUUGCCGUUUUCUGGACGACUGGCAAAUUUGACUCGAGCCGGAAACCAUUAUUCUGAAAAAGAGGUGGAAGAACUACUUGAUCAUGCCAAAUCUUUGGGUCUCGAUAUCAUUCCACUCGUUCAAACUUUUGGUCACAUGGAAUUCGCACUGAAGAACUACGAGUUCAGGGAACAGCGAGAAAUUCUAAAAAAUCCUCAGGCAAUUUGUCCUUCAAAGCCGUCGUCGAUUGACCUCGUGAAAAUGAUGAUCGAUCAAACCAUGGCUUUACACGUGCGGUAUGGGAUCAAGUUCCUGCACAUUGGCUGUGAUGAAGUUUUCCAUCUUGGGGAGUGCGAACUUUGUCGGUUAGUGCAGAAGAGUUCUCCAACUAUGAACCUUGGGAUAAAAGCUGAUGAAAUUAGGAGGCAGUCGAAGAACUCGAUGAAAUUCUCCUGUAAUCAGGACGCUCAUAUCAGAUCAAGAAAUAAAUGUUAUGUAUAUUCUUACAGGGAGAAAUCGCGUGAGGCUUUGUUCCUCGGUCAUCUCCGAGUGGUCGGACGUUACGUUCGGGAUACUUACGGCGUUAUUCCGAUCGUCUGGGAUGACAUGUUGCGACAAUAUUCAGCUUCUGCCCUGAUGGAGUACGACUUGGGCAACAUCGUAGAACCCAUGGUUUGGGUGUACGCUGAAGACAUUUAUCGAUUUGUUUCCCCAUCUGUGUUCGACACGUUCGCCGAAGUCUUCCCCACUGUGUGGGCUGCGAGUGCUUUCAAGGGUGCUUUCGGAGAGACCCUGGUCGUGCCUCCUAUGAAACGCCACGUGGAUAACAACGUCAACUGGCUCGACGUGAUUUCCAGAGAGCAGGGGAAAUUCAAGCAGGGUUUCAGGUUGCGAGUACCACUUGUAUUAAUUUUUCAGGGACUCGUGCUGACUGGCUGGCAACGAUACGAUCACUUUGCUGUGUUGUGCGAAAUCUUACCGACGGCAAUUCCGUCGCUUCUGCUCAACUUGUUGAUCGUGACUGAUGGUGGGUUUGACUGGCCGCGACAAGAGAAACGGUUCAGGGACGCGCUCGAAUGCCAUCUCGGGGACACGACACACACAUCGAAUACGUUCGAUUGGGACAAUGACCCGAACAUGCUUCGCUUGGUGUCGAUGUGCUCGUUUCCGGGAAGUAAAUUCCUGCGAGUUGCCAAGCGGUAUUUGAUGACGCUGGAGUCGUAUAAGACGAAAGUUACGGAGCUGAAAGCCAAAGGCUGGUUUACUGAUUACAACGUUAGACAUCGGUUCACGAGUCCAAGUCGCAUUGAUGAAUUCUCGUGGGAAUUCAAUAUGCUGAGAUCCGAAGUUAACUUUCUGAUGAACGACGCGGAAAAGGAACUCUCGCCGAUCUUCGACAACGCCACGGUGAUCGAGUGGAUCGAGCAGAAACUCUAUCCCAUGGCGAAGGAAUUGCUGGAGAUAUCAGAAAUGUCGAAGGCUGUCGCGGGCGCCGAGUCUUGGCCAAGACGGCCUUUGCCUGCAGACCCGACGCUCCUCUCGUUGCUCAAUGGGCUCAAAGGGGGUUCCCCGAAGACCGAUCGAGGUUCCGAUGCCAACAAGAACGCAGAUGAACCACGGUUCUGAAAUAGUUCCGGAUAAAUUUAAUCUGCGCCUUCCGGGUUUGCAAACCAAAGCCUACUUCUUCGUAGUUCAUUCCCAGUAGAGGCAUUGUUUUUUUUUUUUUUUUUUUAAGGGUUACCCCUACCCGUGCAAGACCAUUUGACGUGAAUAUUUGUACUUAGGCAAAUGUGGGUUGUAGACGAACGUAGCACUUCCUUCCUUUUAAUUCUGCUUAGAUGGGUGCUGAACACGGGAGCUUUUAGUAUUGCAUUCUUGUUCGCAAUAAGAGGGGCUUUUGACGAGAAAUUCAAGAGGCAACUUUGUUGAGGCACAAAUUUUGCCGUGCCAGGUUUAAACUUGUUCCAUUGUUGAAGAUUUUGAAUGACGCAAGUACUUCCUAUCGGCUAAUCGCUCUCGCGGCCCUGGAAAACUUGACCAGAACUGCUUAAUCAUUAGGUAUAACCUGUGUCUGAUUGUUUUGGAGUAUGCUUCAAGCGACAAAAAAAAGGAAAAAUGUGCACUGGGCAGCUGUGAUUGUAAAUGCUAAACCUCCAAUUCCGUUCUUUCGUUGGCUCGAAUGCGACUGACUUAUGCCAAGGAUCGUUGGAUUCACACUGAGUUUUACCUGAUCGCUUAGAGAAUUUGAGAAUCUCAUGACUCGAAUGAGGAACAACUAGGCCUGCAUUUUGGUUCCAAUCGUCAUUCGAGAGGCUUUAUAGAAAUCCAUUCACUUGGUUUGUGGUCAGUUGGACGUGCGGGUGUUCUUGAAAAAAUCCUCAUUCUGGUUCUUUCCCAGUUGUCGACACUUGCCAUGAUGUAUCUUGUUUUUUGGGGAUUUUUUUGCAGAGGAAAAAAAAAGAGUUGGUACCUCUGCAUCUGUUCCGCUGUGGAACAGAGUUGUGUUUGGGACUGUGUUUGAAAUCAUAGGGAAUAAUUAAGGAGUAUUUUUUGUGCCGUGAGAA
This is a messenger RNA of Notodromas monacha, 3390 nucleotides long. The record is from the annotation of a GenBank genome assembly. Lineage: Eukaryota; Metazoa; Arthropoda; Ostracoda; Podocopida; Cyprididae.